AUGGCUUCAAAUAAAGCAACCAAUCUCCAAUACAGCCAGAAUCUUUUCCGCGCGCUCCUGCAGAUCCCCGACAGCUCCAGCAGUCCUCGCCCACCUGCCGGGCCCGGGCCAGGGGUGCACACUAGCGAGGCUUACGGUGACCUGAGUCACCUGGUGUCUGCCACCAUGAGUGGGGUCACCACAUGCCUGCGCUUCCCGGGCCAGCUGAAUGCCGACCUGCAGAAGCUGGCUGUGAACAUGGUUCCAUUUCCCCGGCUGCACUUCUUCAUGCCCGGCUUUGCCCCGCUGACCAGUCGGGGCAGCCAGCCGUACCGGGCCCUGACCGUGGCUGAGCUCACUCAGCAACUCUUCGAAGCUAAGAAUAUGAUGGCCUCCUGUGACCCCAGUCAUGGCCGCCACCUAACCGUGGCUGCCGUUUUUAGAGGUCGCAUGUCCAUGAGGGAGGUGGAUGAGCAAAUGUUCAACAUUCAGUAUAAGAACAGCAGCUACUUUGCUGAGUGGCUCUCUCAUAACGUGAAAACAGCUGUCUGUGACAUCCCACCCCGGGGACUAAAAAUGUCGGCCACCUUCAUUGGUAACAACACAGCGAUCCAAGAGCUCUUCAAACGCGCCUCCGAACGGUUUAUAGCUACGUUCAGGCGCAAGGCCUUCCUGCACUGGUACACGGGCGAGGGCAUGGAUGAGAUGGAGUUCACCGAGGCCGAGAGCAACCUUAAUGACCUGGUGUCAGAAUACCAGCAAUAUCAAGAUGCCACAGCUGAGGAGGAGAAGUUUGAGGAGUGUGCGGAGGAGGCGGAGGUAGCCUAGAAGCUUCCUUUUCUAGGUAAAGGGGGAAGCAGUGUGGA
Sapajus apella (tufted capuchin) is the source of this 845-nucleotide messenger RNA. Its product is annotated as tubulin beta chain-like. Bases 1 to 807 code for a protein of 268 amino acids. The record is from RefSeq and is a predicted model, not a curated record. Gene Ontology annotation, biological process: microtubule cytoskeleton organization; mitotic cell cycle. Gene Ontology annotation, cellular component: microtubule; cytoplasm. Gene Ontology annotation, molecular function: structural constituent of cytoskeleton; GTP binding; GTPase activity. Lineage: Eukaryota; Metazoa; Chordata; Mammalia; Primates; Cebidae. The transcript has 3 exons.